AUGGAGCAAUGCGAGGAUCUUAUAUAUCGAUUCAAGUACUUCAAUGCCGAUAAAAAGAUGAACCUCAACUUCCUUCGCGACCCGCCACCGUUGCCCGAAAAGGUAACUGAAGAAAUGGUGGAGGCGUACAAGGGCGAGGAUGUGGAUGCCGAUUCUUCAAGUGGUUCGGAUUCAAGCAGUGAGGAGGAAGAAACCACUCCUACUGCUGAGCCUUCAGCCGCUCCCGACACCGAGGCGCUGUUUGUGCCUAAUAAAUCACAGUCAUAA
Molecule: messenger RNA, 267 nt
Organism: Prunus armeniaca (apricot)
Lineage: Eukaryota; Viridiplantae; Streptophyta; Magnoliopsida; Rosales; Rosaceae
Source: the annotation of a GenBank genome assembly